Parathielavia appendiculata is the source of this 2145-nucleotide messenger RNA. RefSeq lists its product as uncharacterized. Gene Ontology annotation, biological process: intracellular signal transduction; mitotic cell cycle. Lineage: Eukaryota; Fungi; Ascomycota; Sordariomycetes; Sordariales; Chaetomiaceae. The annotation marks the transcript as partial. The transcript has 3 exons. The record is from RefSeq and is a predicted model, not a curated record. Gene Ontology annotation, molecular function: histone H3T3 kinase activity. Gene Ontology annotation, cellular component: nucleus; cytoplasm.
GACCGAACAUCGCGUUUUGACACUUUGCAUAUGUGGCUUAUCGAAUUGCGCGUCUUCGUGUGGUUGGGUCAGGAGACUGUCUCUGGUUACCCUGGCAACGUCCCAGUUCGGGCAUUGGCAAAUAAGUGGCACGCCCCACCGUCUCCCACUUAUACCACGCGACACGAGCCUCAGACAGGACCGCGCUUUGAAACUCAGGACACAUCUGGAUUCAAGACUGGAUCUGUUGGGUAAAACGUCAACACAGGAUAAAUCAAUACCAUGUCGCGAACAACCACAGUACGGAAAUACGGCAGGACGACACGAAAACCGAGGGCGGCCGAAGUACUCUUCGCGCAGCUCCCCAGGACUCCCGUCAAGUCUGAGCCCGAGAAAAACUUAGAAGGGGCCACCGAUUCAAACGAGACGGAGAUGAGGAAGAAAGUCCGAAGGCGACUUGAGGAGAUUUGCAAGAUCAAAGAUGCCGAGGAAGAAGCCCUAUCUUUGGCACUGGGCAGCAUCAACCUCCGCGGCGGAGCGGGUGAACCAGCGUACCCAAAAAUCGCGCUGGACGAAGCAGUCGACGCGAUAGUGGAUCGAUUUGAGGCGAAUCGUCUGGCCGGCACAAGUCCAUUCAAGUUAAUCAGCGCGCUGGUACCAGACCAUCAUUACCUUGACCCCGAACGGCCAGCAGACGGCAAAAACAAAAAGGCACAAGACGAGCCCUUAGAGGGGCCAUAUCAGCAGUGCGGCCUUGAGCAGGACGAACAGAAUCUAGCCGCCGAAGGAGAGUCACUCUACGACGACUUCCGCGUCCUCACCUGGGACGACGUGUGCCCUGCCGGCGACAGGAUAGAAAAGAUCGCAGAGGCGUCCUACGCUGAAGUCUACCGCAUCACCAACGCGCACGGGACGUCAAUCAUCAAAGUCAUCCGCCUCGAAUCGCCCAUCAGGGCGCAGACAAAAGCCCAAGAACGCGCCGGUCUGGUGGAUGAGGAGCCGCACUCAGAAGGGGACAUGCAGGGCGAGCAGGCGUUCCACCGCCGCAAGAAGCGCCAGGACCCCGACAUGCUGCAGUUCUAUCCGUCUCCGAGCCGCUAUCUGGACGACACCCGGUUCCUGGUCGUGGAGCUGGGCGAUGCCGGCACGGCGCUCGAGGACUUUGAGUUGACCUCGAUUAGACAAGUGUGGGAUAUCUUCCUGCACACCGCCCUCGCCCUGACCCCUCCUGCGCAGCACCGCGAUCUCCACGAAGGAAACAUUUGCAUCCGACAAGUCCGUCCUUCUACGCCCAAGCCCACCGCCUCCCAGGAAACCACCCAAUUCGGCUUGUCAGGCCUCGACGUCACCAUCCUCGACUACGGCCUCUCGCGCGCCACAGACCCCAAGAUAACAACAACAACAACAGCAGCAGCAGCAACAACAACAGUAGCAGCCGAUCUCGAGAAAGACCUUACCCUCUUCCAAUCCACGCACGCACCGCAAUGCCGCGUCUACCGCCAGAUGCGCUCCUACCUGAUCCACGCGGACCGACUGCCCCUAAUACCCGCCAGCCACCACACGACCCCCUACCCGAUCUCCCCGGCCACGGGACAACCCAUCUCCUGGACGGGCUACUAUCCGUACACCAACGUGCUCUGGCUGGCGUACCUCUACGGGUAUCUGGUGACCAACUUCAGGGGAGACAGAGCCGAGCUAAGGCGGUUCAAGGUAGAGACGAGGGAGCUGAGAGCGCACUUGGACCCGAGCGCGCACGAGGACGUGUUGAAUUUUCCGAGCGCGGGGGAGGUGGUCAGGUUUGCGGUGGAGGCGGGGUGGAUUGAGGAGGCGCAGGUUGUGGAUGGGUUGGGGGAGGGAAGUAGUAUGCUGUUGGGGGCUGGUGUGCGCGAGAAUGGGGAGGGGGAUUGUGGAGAGGGUGUCGAGAGUGACGGGGAGGGGAAGACGGGCGGUGAGGAAUGUGCUGAAGCGCGGAGGGACGAAGGGGACGGGGUGCAGGAGGCGAGACCGGUGAGGAAGACUCGCCGAAGGAAGGGUGAGGCAGACGGAGGGGCAAAGUUCUCUGAGGGAAUGUUGGAUAGGGUGAUGUGAGACUAAGGCCUCACAGAUUGGAGAUUGGAUGGUUGGGAGAGGGUCAGCAUCAUUGUGGUUUUCUGUUUCGGUCGGUUU